AUGAUGAAGCGAAAAAGCGACCGCGUGAUUUCUUUCGCGUUUCUGAGAAAGAAUUCAAAAUUCGAAAGAGAAUCGAACUCCGAAGAGAGUGAGAGUUUGAAGAGUGAGUUUGAACGAGAAUUUCGAAAUGAAGAUGGUACUCACGAGAAAUCUCGAGAAGGUGUUGGGGAAGAAAAAAAGAAAGAAUGUCGAAAGAAAAAGAAAGAUGUCGAAUCAGCGUCACCCGAGAUCGGCGCGGAAAAGCAACGGGCUCGAGGUGAGGAGAGUGAGAAAGAGAACGAGAACUCAGAGGAAACUAGGAGUGAAAGAGAACUCAGAGGAGACCCUCCGACUGAAGAAGGAGCAGAAGAUGGAGUCGGGAGCGACGGAGGGAGUCAAAGUUUGAGAGACCCUCCGACUGGAGAAGGAGCUUGUGACGGGAGCGACGGAGGGAGGAGACAAAGUGAGAGUGACCCCGAUUCAAGCGUAAGUACUCUGACAAUCAAGAGCAACUGA
Microthlaspi erraticum is the source of this 495-nucleotide messenger RNA. The record is from the annotation of a GenBank genome assembly. Lineage: Eukaryota; Viridiplantae; Streptophyta; Magnoliopsida; Brassicales; Brassicaceae.